Messenger RNA from Chrysochloris asiatica (Cape golden mole), 1008 nucleotides. It is a transcript of the gene MOGAT1, whose product is annotated as monoacylglycerol O-acyltransferase 1. The transcript has 6 exons. Bases 1 to 1008 code for a protein of 335 amino acids. NCBI's taxonomy places the organism in Eukaryota, Metazoa, Chordata, Mammalia, Afrosoricida, Chrysochloridae. Gene Ontology annotation, cellular component: endoplasmic reticulum membrane. Gene Ontology annotation, molecular function: diacylglycerol O-acyltransferase activity. The record is from RefSeq and is a predicted model, not a curated record. Gene Ontology annotation, biological process: diacylglycerol biosynthetic process; triglyceride biosynthetic process.
AUGAAAGUCGAAUUCGCGCCGCUCAACAUCCCGCUGGCUCGGCGGCUGCAGACAGCGGCUGUUCUGCAGUGGGUCCUGUCCUUCCUGCUGCUAGCUCAGGUGUGUAUUGGCAUCCUUGCAAUCCUGAUCAUACACAACUAUUGGUUCCUUUACGUCCCUUACUUGACAUGGCUUUACUUUGACUGGCGCACCCCUGAGCAAGGGGGCAGGAGAUCCCAGUGGGUCAGAAGCUGGACGGUUUGGAGAUACUUUAAGGACUAUUUUCCAAUUCAUCUCAUCAAGACUGGAGACUUGGAUCCGAGUCACAACUACAUAUUUGGGUUUCAUCCCCAUGGAGUGCUGGUUGCUGGAGCCUUUGGAAAUUUCUGUACAAACUAUUCGGACUUCAAGGAGCUGUUUCCUGGCUUUACUGCGUAUCUUCACGUGCUUCCGUUUUGGUUCCGGUGUCCUUUAUUCCGAGAAUAUCUGAUGAGUAGUGGGCCAGUCUCAGUUUCCAAGAGAAGUGUGUCCCAUGUGCUGAGCAAAGAGGGAGGUGGGAACAUUUCAGUCAUUGUCCUUGGGGGUGCAGAAGAAUCAUUGUACGCACAUCCUGGAAGCUUCACUCUGUUCAUCCACCAGCGAAAAGGAUUUGUUAAAAUGGCUUUGACCCAUGGUGCCUAUUUGGUCCCUGUGUUUUCUUUUGGUGAAAAUGAACUAUUUAAACAAGUAAGCAACCCUGAAGGCUCAUGGAUCCGAACUUUGCAGGAGACGCUAAAAAAGAUCGUGGGGUUUACUUUGCCCCUGUUUCAUGCGAGAGGAGUUUUCCAGUACAAUUUUGGCCUUGUACCUUAUAGGAAACCUAUCCACACUGUUGUGGGCCGUCCAAUUCCCGUUCAUCAAACUUUGAACCCAACCUCAGAGCAGAUUGAGACGCUGCAUCAGAACUACAUGGAGGAACUCAGGAAAUUAUUUGAGGAGCACAAAGGGAAGUAUGGUAUUUCAGAGCACAAAACUCUCGUUUUUAAAUAA